AUGGCCAUAGGCAAGGGGCGCAAUCGCGCCAAAGACUUCGAGGACCUGGCGCAGACUGGUGCGCAAGAUUUUGACCCGGAAGUAGAAGACGUUCCCGGCGACGAAAGCGAUGCAGACUCUGGCGCGGAGGACGAAGACGAAUUCGAUGGUCGUGAACACUAUGUCGAUGUAGGGAAGAGCAAAUUGCGAAAGCCCAAAACUGCCACACUUGGGCCGCAAUAUCGAGGCUCCAAGGUGGACCGCGAUCAGCUGGAUGAGGAUGAUGAGGACGACCCGUUCAGUAGAGGAUUUGAUGAUGAGGAGAGCGAUGCAGGGGACGGUAUCGAGCUUGACGGUGAAGAGUAUAGCGAUCAAGAUGGAGAGGGAGGCGACGAUAGCGACGAUCUGGCAGACGACACGAAAGGCACGGAGCCGAGCGAAGAAGAUGUCGCCGUGACACAAAAGGGCAGCAAAUUGCGCAAAGAGCUUGCUACGGUGAAGCGUCAGGAGCGCGACGACGAUGAGGACAUGGAUGGCUCAGGAUUCAGCGAUGAAGAUGCAGCGCCCAGACUGCGGCAGGUGGACGACAGCAUGAUGAGAGAGCUUGCGGCAGCGAAAAGCGCAAGUCAGCAAAAGUCAGUGGCGGCAUCGAUGUCACAAGCCACGAAGAUUGAUGUGGAGAAGGGGAGGGCGGUGAAGAAGCAGCGCACAGGAUUCGACUCGCUGCUCAACACACGCAUGAAGCUGCAGAAGUCGCUGGUCGCUACCAACACCUUAGUCGGCACUCCACCUGAGAAAAUUGAGGCAGAAAAGGCAGAUGCUAAGCAGGCGCUUGAAGCGGCCGAGACAGCGGCCUACCGAUUAUGGAGCUCUGUGAAUGGGCUACGGGAGGAGCUGCUCGCUGACAAGACGAAUGGAAAGCGGAAGCAGAUAUCAUUCACUAUCGAUACUCCUGUGCAGGACUUAUGGUCACACACUUUGUCGCUGGAAGAAGGAGCAAAGCCGGAACGCGACGCAGCAAUCAAGAAAUGGCAUCAAAAGACUCAAGAUCCUAUUGUGCGCUCCCAGACCGGUGGCCGUUUGAAAGAGACUGUGCAGUCCAGCAUUAUCGACGUGCUUGAGGAACAGCUUUCAAAAAUGGAUCGCCUAGUCAAACGAACUCAAGCUCCUCGCUCCUGCGCGCCAGUACAAGCUGCACAACGAGUGACCGAAGACGAGAAGAUCUAUGACGAUGCAGACUUCUAUGGCGUGCUUCUCAAAGAGCUGCUUGAGCAAAAAUCUGCAGACUCGGUAGCCGUCAGCAAUAUCGAUGUCGGGUUUCAGAUGCGAAGGGAGAACAAGACGAAGAGGAAUGUAGAUACGAAAGCUAGCAAAGGGAGAAAGCUGAGGUAUACUGUGCACGAAAAGCUGCAAAACUUCAUGGCACCCGAAGACCGGUCGACUUGGGGCGAGAGACAGCGUGAUGAGCUGUUUGGGAGUUUGUUCGGGCAGAAGCUGGGACUCGAUGAGAGGGACGACGGCACAGAGCAGGGAGAAGAGGAUGAUGUCAACAUGGAAGAGGCUGGGUUGAUGAUGUUCAGAAGCUGA
This is a messenger RNA of Pseudocercospora fijiensis CIRAD86, 1566 nucleotides long. RefSeq lists its product as uncharacterized. Gene Ontology annotation, biological process: maturation of SSU-rRNA from tricistronic rRNA transcript (SSU-rRNA, 5.8S rRNA, LSU-rRNA). The record is from RefSeq and is a predicted model, not a curated record. Bases 1 to 1566 code for a protein of 521 amino acids. The transcript is spliced from 2 exons. NCBI's taxonomy places the organism in Eukaryota, Fungi, Ascomycota, Dothideomycetes, Mycosphaerellales, Mycosphaerellaceae. Gene Ontology annotation, cellular component: nucleus; nucleolus.